Molecule: messenger RNA, 580 nt
Organism: Carassius gibelio (silver crucian carp)
Lineage: Eukaryota; Metazoa; Chordata; Actinopteri; Cypriniformes; Cyprinidae
Product: cytosolic phospholipase A2 zeta
Exons: 5
Coding region: 62-565 (167 amino acids)
Biological process (GO): glycerophospholipid catabolic process
Cellular component (GO): nucleoplasm; nuclear envelope; cytosol
Molecular function (GO): calcium-dependent phospholipid binding; calcium ion binding
Source: RefSeq, a predicted model, not a curated record
GAAAACGACUGCUGAGUUGUUAUUGGUGAGUCUCAGUAUUUUACAAGACUACACAAGAACAAUGGGAGCAUCCAAAUCUUUGGAAAGUAGUGGUGAGGUGAGAAUCAAACACUCUCUGAUUAACAAUGAGAAGGAGUUUGUAGUCAGAAGAAAAAAAGCUGUUCUACAAAGUCUGAAGAAUCUUAAAAUAAGCUGCAGUCGGGAUAAAGUGCCACGCAUUGCAUUACUGGGUUCUGGAGGAGGACAAAGAGCCAUGGUGGGUUUGCUGGGAUCCCUGGUUCAGCUUGAUAAAGCAGGUCUUCUGGACUGCAUCCUUUAUCUGAGUGGAGUCUCUGGAUCCACCUGGUGCAUGGCCUCCUUAUACAAAGAACCAGACUGGUCCACCAAACUAGAGACUGUGAAGAACAAAAUCAUUGAGAGAAUCAGCGGACCAGGAGUCAGCUGGGGAGACGCAUUGGCCAAACUGAAGAAAUAUUACUAUGGGAAAGACUUCUUCAGCUUGACUGACGUCUGGGCAGUGCUGGUCGUCACAGCGUUUGUAAAAGAGGUCUGUAAAUAUUCAUGACAUUUUGACAGCUUU